Messenger RNA from Carassius gibelio (silver crucian carp), 2776 nucleotides. RefSeq names its product tyrosine-protein kinase SRK3. The transcript has 9 exons. Gene Ontology annotation, molecular function: ATP binding; signaling receptor binding; non-membrane spanning protein tyrosine kinase activity. Bases 509 to 2080 code for a protein of 523 amino acids. Gene Ontology annotation, biological process: protein phosphorylation; innate immune response; cell differentiation. NCBI's taxonomy places the organism in Eukaryota, Metazoa, Chordata, Actinopteri, Cypriniformes, Cyprinidae. The record is from RefSeq and is a predicted model, not a curated record. Gene Ontology annotation, cellular component: extrinsic component of cytoplasmic side of plasma membrane.
GUGUGUGCGUUAAAAACUAAUAGGCCAGAAUAGUAUUGCUUUCAACUGCUUAUAUUCGCACGACAUGCACGCAAAUGAGCGUGCACAAAUUUUCAUAAACGCAAAUAUUUGCGGAGAUGUAAGAAUGUUUAAUGAUUAAAGGCGAAUCUAAAAAUGAACACAAACGCUUUCCAGCUCCAAGUGUGCGCUUGCCUAGUGAACAGAUGAUCGCUCCACGGGAGACACGGCUCGCUCGCGGCCAGAUGCACGCACUGCGAAGCGUUUUGCUCCGGAGUGGAUAGAGGCACCGAGUGCUGCGGCGCACUGCACCGCUCAUUAUAAGAGAAGAGGGGCGUCGUGGACGAGUAGAGCCGAGGUUUACAUGAAAAGAGGAUGUUCUUCAUCUGUGGUACUUCAACAGCAACAUCAUCUCCUCGUCUAAAUGUCUCAAUGAACUAUUCAACAUGUCUUUCCCGCGUACCUUUGUGAUCCAUCCCGAGACGGAACCGGUUUCACCUGAUCCUCCGCUAUGAUUGCGGCCAGCGCGUUGACUCAACAAAGGGGAUCCCGGUACAGAAUCGCUACGGACGGUCGGUCACCAUCGAAAGCGAGGGCUGGGAUGGAGAAGUGUUGUCGCAGCUGUAUGCCCUGUCUGAAGACGCUGUGGGACUGCAUAUGGCCCGAGUUUUACUAUCCGAGCAUGCCUCGACCGGCCGAGAUCCGCACGGUUUCGGGUGAUAUCCGUGUCCCGGCUCCGAAGAAGAAACCUGCGCAGCUGUACGCGGCGCUCUUCGACUUCGAAGCCCGCAGUGAGGAAGAGCUGACGGUGAAAGAAGGGGACAAACUGUCUGUCAUAGAAAAGAGGGGAGAUUAUGUACUUGCCAAGAAGCUGACGGGGUCUCUGGAGUCCGGACUGGUCCCUGCUAAUUAUGUGGCCCUAGUACAGGAUGAAUUCGCUAACUACAGAUGGUACUAUGGGAACAUAAACAGACAAAAGGCUGAGAAGCUGCUUCUGAGUUCACAGAACAAAACCGGCUCCUUCCUGGUGAGGAUCAGUGAGAGCCACAGCGAUGAAUAUACUAUCUCCGCCAGAAGUGAAAAUAGUGUCUUCCAUUUCCGUAUUCAUCGCUCAGCGAUUGGUGCUUACUUUGUAUCUGACAAGAUCUCCUUUGGUACUCUGGAUGAGCUCAUCAGAUACUACCAGCAGAACUCCAGAAGUCUGGGAUGCCCCUUAGACCAGCCAUGUGAACAGCAAAGGGAGCUAUUUGACAUGGAGCCAUGGGAGCGGCCGAGGGAGGAGUUUCAGCUGCUCAAGAAGCUGGGGGAGGGCCAUUUUGGGGAAGUCUGGGAAGCUGUCUGGAUCACAAAGAAACAGAAAGUGGCCAUCAAGAUGCUCAAACAAGAGGACACUAAAUUGGAUGAGUUUGUGAAGGAGGUCCAUGCACUGAAAAACCUGCACCAUCCUAAACUGAUUGAGCUGUUGGCCCUGUGCACACGAGGGGAGCCGGUCUACAUUGUCACUGAGCUCAUGAGUAAAGGAAGUCUCAAACUGUAUCUUGCUUCACCCGAGGGUCAGGUGUUGACCUCUGCUCAUCUGAUCUACAUGGCUGGUCAGAUAGCAGAAGGAAUGGCGUAUCUGGAAGAUCGACACAUUGUCCACAGAGACCUUGCAGCUCGAAACAUCCUGGUUGGGGAAGACCUGGUGUGUAAAGUGGCUGAUUUCGGUUUGGCUCGCAUCAUUAAGGAUAGCGUGUAUACCGCUAGUAGAAACACUAAGAUUCCUGUGCGGUGGACGGCUCCAGAAGCUGCUCUCUACCAGCGGUUCUCAGUCAAAUCUGACGUCUGGUCCUUUGGAGUGCUGCUGUAUGAGAUAAUGUCACGUGGAAAGAUGCCAUAUGAUGGGAAGAAUAAUAAGGAGGUGUUGGAGAUCCUGUCAUCGGGGUACAGGUUACCGUGUCCAAAUCGCUGCCCUCCAAACAUCUACCGCAUUAUGUUGGAAUGCUGGCAGGCGGAGGCUUCAAAACGGCCCUCGUUCCAUGCCCUUCACAGUCAGCUGGAAAAUAUCUACUCCAGAAUCUACUUCAAAACCAUUGAGGUGUAGAAGAGGUGGACUGAAACAGAAGAUUCUGUGUGGACAGAAAGGAGAAUGAAGAAAAGACUUGCAUGGACAAAGUGCACAUACAAUGGACUCUUUUUGACUGCUUAUGCUAAUUAAGUUAUGUGCAAUAAUAAAUGCUUGUUUACGGAUUUUAAAGAGGAUAAAAGAUUAAUUGAGUUUGGAGGAGAGAAACAUGCAUCUUCUUACAAUGACCAGGCCAGAUUAUCUGUAGCACGUCAGCGAAUCUUUAUCAUGAGUGGAUCAAGAUGCCAAGCACUGUUAUUUACUGUCAUAAUAUCCGUAUUUUAGACUGCAGUUGAGUUGAUCUGGCUAAUUCAGAUUCUGUAGUAAUAGGAACAGGAGAUUAUUUGAUCUGAUGUUUUCAGGUCAGAGUUUAUGUUUACAAAAGACUGACCUGCCAGUACGGACAGGUGUCUUGACGGUGAAAUCUACGGCGAUUUUUAAGUUGGAUCUGUUGAGUGUCUUUAGCCUGUGUGAAGGCAGGCUGCACAAAUAACUGUACUAGGUACACGAUAUUGAAAUUAACACAGGAGCCAUAUGACAAAACUACCUGGGUAGGUGUCCUCAUGAUCGGUUUCGUAGAAAUCACAUCCAUGUCAGAAGUCAAUUGUCUUCCAAUGAAUUAUACAAGAUGAAUUCUUAAGAUAACUCUUGUAAAUAAAAUAUUUUUUCAGUAUA